This is a messenger RNA of Rhizophagus irregularis DAOM 181602=DAOM 197198, 1060 nucleotides long. RefSeq lists its product as uncharacterized. NCBI's taxonomy places the organism in Eukaryota, Fungi, Glomeromycota, Glomeromycetes, Glomerales, Glomeraceae. The record is from RefSeq and is a predicted model, not a curated record. Gene Ontology annotation, biological process: transmembrane transport. Gene Ontology annotation, molecular function: transmembrane transporter activity.
UCAAACUUUUAAUGAUUUUUUUGCAGGAUAUAUUAGUGGGGUGGCAGGAUUACUUGUUGGAAGCCCUUUAGAUGUCUUAAAAGUGCGACUUCAAACUACGUCAACCAUGAAUAGUCGCACACCAAUACCAUCAUCUAUGAGAACUUUGAUUGAAAUGAAACGAGCUGAAGGCUUAAGUUCAUUAUUUAAAGGUGUAGGUUCACCAAUCAUAGGGCUUGCAUUUUUGAAUUCGAUAUUAUUUGCUUCAUAUGGAGGAAUUAUGAGAGCAUUUGAAGAAUACGGUUUCAAAUCGUCACCUAAUCCGACAUUAUCCCAAGUAUAUAUUGCAGGAUUUGGCGCUGGUGUUGCUUGUUUCUUAGCAAGUACACCAACCGAAUUGGUUAAAUGCAGAGCUCAAGUUUAUCCGAAUUCUUCCACUUGGAGCAUUUUCAAAUCAAUUUUAUUUACUCACGGAAUUGGAGGAUUUUAUCAGGGAGGGCUUAUAACAAUUAUUCGGGAUGCGCCUGGAUAUGGUGUUUAUUUUUGGGCAUACGAAGGAUUAAAAAGAGUAUUAGGAGUAACUAUAGAUAAUUCUGGUGGAAAUGUCUCAAAAUUAUUAUUUGCUGGUGGAAUGGCAGGACUUUUAUCUUGGGGUAGUAUUUAUCCAUUAGAUGUUAUAAAAUCCCGAUUACAGACACAAUAUUCGUCAUCAAUUAAUCCACAUACGGAAGAGACUCCUCUUGUACAGCGUAAGGUAACUGUAUCACCUACAGUAACAUUAACUAGACAAAAUGGACCUUAUUAUAAGGGUAUUGUUGAUUGUGCCAUAAAAUCUUAUCAAGCCGAAGGAAUCUCCGUGUUUUUUCGAGGAAUAAUACCUACACUCAUUCGUGCUUGGCCUGUUAAUGCUGUUACUUUUUAUGUUUAUGAAAUAAUGAUUAAUUGGUUAAACAGUUUACAACAUUCAAAUUAAUUUGCUCAUUAUUUAUUUACCGUUUUAAGAUCAUAAACAAAAUUCACGUGGCGCAGUUUUUUUUUAAUUCUUUCCUAUUCUUUAGAAACAAAAAAAAUAAAAAUAAAA